CGGCCAACUGCUGCCUCCUCUCCUGGCACUCCAGGAACCUCCCUUAAAACUCCCAUACUCUCAACACUGGCACACCCUGAUAGCCUUAAGGGCCCAAACUGUGGGGCACCCUGGGGGGAACUUUCUCCUCAUCUUGUCCAGCCCAGAAACCUGCCAAGAUUUCUCACCUCCUUGCAGCCACCGCCCAACAGUUCCCACACUGCUCUGAGUGUCCAUGCACUGGACAAUGAGGCUGGCCGCGGCAGCCCUGUUUCUGAGUCUCACGAUGGUGGUCACCAGAGACAUGGAGGACUUGUGUUUGUACGAGGCUCUGUCUGACGCCGAUGCUGUCCUCUGCAAGGGACUUGAAGUUUUCUACCCAGAGCUGGGGAACAUUGGCUGCAUGUUUGUUCCUGACUGUAACAACUACAGACAAAAGAUCACCCACUGGGCUGAGCCCCUAGUCAAGUUCCCUGGGGCCUUGGAGGGCGCAACCUACAUCCUGGUGAUGGUGGAUCCAGAUGCCCCGAGCAGGUCUUCACCCAAAGCUCAAUUCUGGAGGCACUGGCUGGUAACAGAUAUAAAGGGCGCUGAUAUAAAGAAAGGGAAGGUCCAGGGCCAGGAGUUGUCACCCUACCAGCCUCCGUCCCCACCAGUAAAAAGUGGCUUUCACCGCUACCAGUUCUUCGUCUAUCUUCAGGAAAAACAGAACAUCUCUCUCCAUUCCAAAGAAAACAAAACUCGAGGCUCUUGGAAAAUGGACAAAUUCCUGAACCGCUUCCACCUGAGCGAACCUGAAGCAAGCACCCAAUUCAUGACCCAAAAUUACCAGGACUCGCCCAAUUACCAGACCCCCGGAGCCGGAAACAGUGAGCCGAAGGAUAAACCCAAGUAGAGAUAACUGCCUGCCAGACAUCAGGCUUCACGCUGAGGGUGUGUGUAUCCACGGUGCCCACCAGCGACGGUCUGGGUAUGGCACCCCUGCUGGGUAUGGCACCCCCUCUGGGUAUGGAACCCCUUCUCUUCCAAAUUAAAAAAAAAAUCAUCCAGG
Callorhinus ursinus (northern fur seal) is the source of this 1030-nucleotide messenger RNA. RefSeq names its product phosphatidylethanolamine binding protein 4 (gene PEBP4). Lineage: Eukaryota; Metazoa; Chordata; Mammalia; Carnivora; Otariidae. The record is from RefSeq and is a predicted model, not a curated record.